Messenger RNA from Brugia malayi, 2643 nucleotides. RefSeq lists its product as uncharacterized. The transcript is spliced from 16 exons. Bases 1 to 2643 code for a protein of 880 amino acids. Gene Ontology annotation, cellular component: transcription elongation factor complex. NCBI's taxonomy places the organism in Eukaryota, Metazoa, Nematoda, Chromadorea, Rhabditida, Onchocercidae. The record is from RefSeq and is a predicted model, not a curated record. Gene Ontology annotation, biological process: snRNA transcription by RNA polymerase II; positive regulation of transcription by RNA polymerase III; snRNA transcription by RNA polymerase III.
AUGGAUGAAGACUGGCGUGGUUCACAGGCUGCUUCACGCUGUCCUUUUUUAAAUCCAAAUGCUGAUUUAGAUACCAUUAUUUCACAUAAUGUAUUAUUUUGUGAUCGAUGUCGUGACGAACAAAUGUUAGAGAAAACGAAAGGCGAAGAGAUUCUGUUUGUUAACAAUCCACCAUAUUGGGCGUUGCCACCAAAACAUGGAAGAUCUCGUGAUAAUGAAGAUGAUAAUGAAUCAAUCUCAUCAAAAGACUUCUCUCAAAGAAAGCAAGGAAUUACCAGCGCUUGUGGUUCACGCAUGCAGGGUGAAAAAUUAGAAAGCACUGGGAAUUUGAGAAAGUGGAGAAAAGAAGAUGAGGUACAAGAUACUCUGAGAGCAAGCCAUAAAGCUGCUAGGUCAGCAAAACAAGAAUCAGGAAAACGGGAAGCAAGAGUACCAACUAACAUUGCACUUCAUAAAUUGGCCAAGCAAGGUUAUUCGAAAGAGGAAGCGCUGCAAAAAUAUGUUGAAAAGCAACGCGAAAAAGCCCAUCCCAAAUCAGAGGACGACAGAGUUCAAAUUGAUCGAGAAGAUAUGCCUUGGGCACCACCAUUUCCAAAAAUGCUGCGGAAAUAUCGUUCGAUUAUUCAAAAGCCGAUUGAUCAUCAGCGUUAUGUAGCUAUUGUAGCGAACUUUCUAAAUGCUAAUCAUUCGCAGCCACGCUUUCAGCAGAAUCGACAGGAAGUGCGAGUUAUGGAUGAAAAAUUAAAGGAUGAGCGUAUGCAAUAUCAAAAAUUAGUCUUACAAAGUCUUCGCUCUAGAAAAAAAUCAGUAUACAUUUGUAACAAUCAACGGGCUAUCUCUUAUAUUUUGGAUCGGUUAAGGUUUCAUGCAUCAUCAUUGCAUAGUCAAUAUGGUCCACCAAUCUAUGAUGAAGAGAUGAAAGAUUUAGUAGUUGAUGCACUAACAGUUUUAACGAAAAAGGCAGUACUUUAUCGGGGCAAAGUGCCAAAAAUUAUUUUACCAAACGAAAGACGUCGUUUCGUAUUUAAUCGUUUAGUGGAAGAUAUAUCGGCGCAAUAUCCACCAACCGAAAAAACAAAAUAUCCGCUUGAGUCCGAUGAAUUUGCAAUGCAUUUAGCCGUCAAAUAUGGCGUACGUGUUGUAAUGUGCUCAAGUAGUGCUUUGAAAAUAUUGUGUAAUCCAUGGAUCGCUGAUUCCUCCACAUAUCUGAUACCGGUUGUAGUGAAACGAAGCUUUAGUGAGAGAACGAACCGUUUUGAAAACGUAUGUCUUGUCAGUAAGCCGUGCAUCGAAACGUCUAUCAAUGGUCCAUCAUUAUGGCGACGAUAUUUGAAGUUUUCUGUGAAGUUAGCAAUUUAUGGUGAUUUAAAGAAAGGCACAGAUGAAAAAAUGUCAGCAAAAACAGGUGGACGCCAGCGAGCUAGCCGUUCAAAAAUGGAACAAGGAAGUCAAACGAAACAAGAAGCAGGUGAUGAAAAUAAUUUGGUAAUUGCUGAUGAAGUUGCUGAUAGCGAGGAAACACCUUCAAAUUUACCGUCAGAUACAGGUAGCAGAAAAGAAGAGAAUAACAGUCAAAAUGUAAAAACUACUGUUAUACCAUCAUCACCAUUUUCUACAGGACCAGUUUGUGAUGACAUUCUUGGUGAUAUUAUGAAUGAAAUGGACACUACGAGUAAUAAUAUUGCAAGCUCUUACGGAGAAUUGGACCAGGAUUCUGAUGUUUCGUCAUUUAAUGGUGCUGAUCUCAAUAAGCGUUACACUUUAUUUUCACUUGGGCAUGAUGGAAUGCAGGAUGUUGAUCUAAUUAUACGUGCCAAUAACGACGGUAUUGAUGGAAUGGGAAAUGAGCUGAGUGUUGUUCACAAAAUUGAAUAUGCCGCAGAAUUUGGUGCUGAGAGAGUGGAUGAUGAAGAAUGGCUGUAUGAUUAUUUUCGCUGCAAAUUAAAAUGUGCCUCACAACUUGUUCGCUUAAGAAUACAUUAUUUGGAGCAGCACUUUCUUCAAAAGGAACGUUACAACGAAAAUAUGUUAACUGCAAAUCGACCGGAUCUACGAAAACUUGCUGAAGAACGGACACAAUGGUUAAAAAAGAUAGUCGUGAAAUUAGAAUCUCUUCAACCGGGCAACUAUCUAAUUCGGAAAGAAUCGAACAGAUUGCAAAUUUUACUUCCAACAGAUGACGUCAAUAAUACAUAUCUGACAGAAAAACAGUUGAAGGAGCUGCAUUUUGACGAACGUUUACCGCCAGUUGAAGAAGUUUUCCGUGGAAUUGAUGAGCAUUUAGUGCUUGUGUAUCACAUUGUGCAAAAACGAAUACCAGCCUCAUUUGGACCCAAAAAAGAUGGUGUCAUACUGAGAAAUCCACGAAAUGAACAAACUAGUAAUGCAAUAUUAUAUGACAGUAAUCAAAAGAUUUAUCGCCAACAGUCUAAGGAUGUUGAUGAUGUGUUUGAUGGCUCGUUGCAGAACGAAUCAAGUGGCACACAAGAAAAUGUAUCGUCAUUAAUUCAUCAGUCUAGAAGACAAAGACAAAGAAAACGUAAUUAUUCGAAAAGGAGCUGCAGAGGAGAUUCGAGAACUCCUAGUAGUAGCAAAUGUCGAUUCAUCGAUUUUGAUGCACCUCAGGGAUCACAAGCGCUUUAG